GUGGAUAGCAAGUACACAGAGCCUUAUCUGUUUCACUCUUAUAAAUCAAAUUAUUUCUGUCAAUGCAAGCUGUCGAAACCGUGUGUUUAAAAUGUUUGGCAGGCUCGAUAUACCUUUAAUCUGUUCCCAUGUAUGAGCACGGCAUACCAUAGAUGUCAGCAGUUAAUACAACAGUGCUUGUGUUGCUAUUUUCCAACUAUGUCUGGAAAGAUUGAAGAAGAACAGAAUGAUGCGUUGAACUGUAUAGUCUGCAAAAAGCUUUUGCAACGACCAAAAGUCCUUCCAUGUUUGCAUUCGCUGUGUUCGAGAUGUCUUCUGUCCGUUCUCGAUAGCAACAAAAGCAAAGAUAAAUUCCACUGUCCAAAAUGCGAGGAAACCACGAUCAUACCAAUAGGAGGAGUGGAGGGCUUCCAAGACAAUGUUUAUCUGAACGGGAUACUUGGCGUACAUAAUUCGCACAACAGCAAGGGGAAAGUCUGUGAUAUAUGCAGCCUGCGGAAGAAGAAAAACACCGCUACAUCCAAGUGCUUGAACUGCGGCGAUCUUCUCUGCCAGGACUGCAGUACUUCUCACUCAGCCACCCGCCAAACCAUCAACCACAAAGUUGUAGAUCUGGAGAGUGUUGUAAAGGGCACACACGACAAGGCCAUCAGACAACUGAACAGGAUACCUUGCGCUUCCCACCCAGAAGAGACGCUGGACAUAUUUUGCUACGACUGCAACUUCUUAGUAUGUCAUGAGUGCCAGCUUUCCUACCACUUCAGUCAUCACACGGUGGCUGUGGAUGACGCCGACAUUGAUCAACGUCAGGAAAUAGCAACCUCUCUACAGUUCCUAGACAGUAAGCUGAAACAUCUGAACGACAUAGAAGAAGGUAUAAACAACACGGAAGCGACCAUCAACGAAAAAGAAGAGCACAUUCUUGCAGACCUGGAGAACGCAACAGAGCAGCUUAUUACGCAAAUUCAAACAGAAAAGCGUGAUGUCACUCAAAAGGUAAAGGAGCAUAUGGAAAAGCAACGACAGAUUUGCAGGGAUCAUGUCAUUCAAGUGAGAUCGAGAAAGGAGACGAUCCAAGAAAGUUGCGAGUUUUCCAACGAAGUAGCUCAGUCUGGAAAAAAUGAUGAGGUUAUAUAUUUAGAGCCAAUAAUUCUUCAUAGGCUUCGCAACUUAGAAAAUCUUCCACGAUUGCGCGACGAAAUGACCUGCCAGUUUCCAGAGGUGCGCCUUCGAAAUAUCUUUGGAAACGUGGAAACAAUUCGAUUUUUCGAUUUCCUGCCAGGUUCGUCGAAUUCAGUAGCUUUACUGCCGCAGGAGAAUUCGGAUGUCAGCGGAGCGCCUCAAGUGUCCCAGUUAUUGAUGGUGAAAAAAGUAAACACAUUCACCAACGAAGACGAAACUUGUCCGAAGAUCAGCAGUCUUGCUAGCACCGAGGGAUUCUUUUUAGUCGGAGACAAUGCCAACAGAAAAAUCAAGAAGUUUAGUUCAACUGGAAAAUUUCUGGAAACGUUAUCGAGAUCGAAAUCAUAUAGCAUUUCCAUCUGUGAUGACACAGUUAUUUGCAGCGACAGUUUUUCCGUUGCUUUCUUUUCGGCAGGGUACAGUCGUAAAAUUGCCAUGGAUGGCACCAGCAGUACAUACCCUACGUGCGUUUACGAAAACAAGAAUUUCGCAGUCGCCGACAGCAGUGCGCACGAAGUGUAUAUCUUCGACAAAGCUGGUGACGUCAUCAGUAGCAUCCAGCUACCGAGAGCAAGCAGGAGGACCAGACGACGAAACUUGUCUUUCAUUUGUUGCAACAGUAAGGGCGAAAUCAUUGCAUCGGAUUGGGGGACGAAUUCUGUUUUCCUUGUCGGGAAGAACGGGAAAACUCUUUACGAAUAUCACAGUAAAAGCGAGUCCACGAGGGACUGGAUACCAGGUGGCGUGUGUGUCGAUAUCCAUGACAACGUCUUCAUUGCCGACCAACAGAAAGGUGCGAUCACCAUUCUUAGCCCCAAAUUUAAAGUAAUUUUGAAACAUUCGACGAAGAAGGACUACCUCGAGAGACCCAUGAACAUUGCCUUUGACAGUUCUGGUCAGAUUCUAGUUGCAGGCAAAAAUGGCAUCGUCAACAUUUAUUCUUGCAAAUAUUUGUAGGCAAUGGAUAGUACUAGAGAUGGUUUAAAAAAAACCAAGAGCAUUUGUAGCAUAAUUGUAGACUUUUGCAUUUGUCCUUAGUUUUGACGUGGGCAUUCUCAGGAAAUAUGUAUUAUUCACUAAUCAAUAAAUCUGAGAGUUAUAGAAGUGCUAAUAUGCUCGUAUAGGCACGCCAAAAUUA
Messenger RNA from Magallana angulata, 2320 nucleotides. Its product is annotated as E3 ubiquitin-protein ligase TRIM56-like. Gene Ontology annotation, cellular component: chromatin; nucleoplasm. The record is from RefSeq and is a predicted model, not a curated record. Gene Ontology annotation, biological process: positive regulation of DNA-templated transcription. The transcript has a single exon. Bases 133 to 2139 code for a protein of 668 amino acids. NCBI's taxonomy places the organism in Eukaryota, Metazoa, Mollusca, Bivalvia, Ostreida, Ostreidae. Gene Ontology annotation, molecular function: ubiquitin-protein transferase activity; zinc ion binding.